GGGCCGGCCGCGCAGGGGUCGUCUGUCUGCUCCGGGAGAGUUAGGGCUCGGAUCCGAGCGCGCGGAGCGGCGGGGGCCGGGGCGCGGAUGCUGGAAGUUCACAUCCCGUCGGUGGGGCCCGAGGCCGAGGGGCCCAGGCAGAGCCCGGAGAAAGGCCACAUGGUGUUCCGAGUUGAGGUGUUGUGCAGCGGACGCAGACACACGGUGCCGAGGCGCUACAGCGAGUUCCAUGCGCUGCACAAGCGGAUCAAGAAGCUGUACAGAGUGCCCGACUUCCCCUCGAAACGCCUGCCCAACUGGAGGACCAGAGGGUUGGAACAGCGCCGGCAGGGCUUGGAGUCCUACAUCCAGGGCAUCCUGUAUCUGAACCAGGAGGUGCCCAAGGAGUUACUGGAAUUCCUGAGACUUCGGCACUUCCCCGCAGACCCGAAGGCUAGCAGCUGCGGCACCCUGGAGGAGUUCCUGCCUGGUGACAGCAGCUCUCAGCAGCAUCAGCGGCCUGUCCUGGGCUUCCAUGUGGAUCCCUAUGUGUGCACCCCCUCCCCAGAGCCGCUGCCCAACAUGGUGGUGGAUGGUGUGCUCCAGGGCCUCUCCAGCUUCAGCAUCAGCCCAGAUAAAGCCCAGCCAAACGAUGCCUGUCACCCUGCUCCUCUGCCACCUACGUCCUCAUCAGUCCAGAGGCCUAUGGCCACCUCCUAGGACAGUCAUGUGCCUCCAUCCUAUCAACUCCAUAUAAGGCUAGGUCCUCCCUUGGUCUGGACCCAGGACUUAAAUACCUGGUGCCCAGCUGUGCCACAUCCCACUCAAGGCUCAGAACUUGGCUUGCCCUGGUGGCUGGAGGUGGUAGAAUUUGCACGUUCUUAGAGCGCAGGAGCCAAGGCAGGGUCAAGAAGAUAAGCAAUAAAGAAGUCAGCUGUGCACAGAGGUUCAUGCCUGUAAUCCCAACACUUUGGGAGGCCAAGGCAGGAGGAUUGCUUGAGCCUGGCAGUUUGAGACCAGCCAGUACUACAUAGUGAGACCUGUCUCUACAAAAAGAAAAAAAAGUCAAUUUAGAGGUAGGCUAUGAAAAGGUACAGGUAUAUUUCUUCACAUAGACUGGAGGGUGGUGGCAAGGGGGGCAAAUGUGGAGGCCUAGUAUCCGGCGAAGUUUAGAAGCAGGGGGCAAAAGCUCCUGCUUGACUUUUCCUGGGUAGCUCCAGGGUCAAAGUUUCAGGCAGGAUCCCAGGGAAGGGGCAGGCACCCACUACUGCAGGAGAAUGGCAGGCCUGUUGGGGUGUAGGCUUGGGGGAGGUGCCGCAGACUCAAAAACCAGGCCCACAUGUUACAAAAAAAAAAACCCCACA
This is a messenger RNA of Saimiri boliviensis boliviensis (Bolivian squirrel monkey), 1343 nucleotides long. It is a transcript of the gene SNX22, whose product is annotated as sorting nexin 22. NCBI's taxonomy places the organism in Eukaryota, Metazoa, Chordata, Mammalia, Primates, Cebidae. Gene Ontology annotation, molecular function: phosphatidylinositol phosphate binding. The record is from RefSeq and is a predicted model, not a curated record.